CCACUGUAUAUUUGUUGUGCUGCAUAACUAUAUCUGUCAGAGACAAAUAUGGGGAGAGGAAAAGUGGAGCUGAAGAGAAUAGAGAACCCAACAAGCCGGCAAGUGACCUUCUCGAAGCGGCGAAACGGCCUUCUCAAGAAGGCUUUCGAGCUCUCCAUUCUCUGCGAAGCUGAAGUCGCUAUCGUCAUCUUCUCUCCCUCUGGAAAGCUCUAUCAAUAUGCCAGCCAUGACAUGGAAAGAAGCAUUGCGAGGUACAGGAGCGAAAUUGGAUUGCCUGGAUCAGCUGACAACCCAACCUGCAGAACCAUAGAGUUUUGGAAGACUGAAAUUGACGAGCUGAAAAGAUCAACAGAGAACUUGGAAGUGAAUUUGAGGCACUUAUCAGGUGAAGAUCUAGCGAUGUUGGGCAUGAAAGAGUUGAAACAGCUAGAGCGGCAGCUCAAGACCGGCGUUGAACGCAUCCGCUGCAAGAAGAGAAGGAUCGUCUCGGAGCACAUCAAUUUCCUGAAAAAAAGGCGUAGAGCCUUACAAGAGGAGAACACACGCCUCCUGAAAAAAGUUAAACUGCUAGAGAACCCAGAUGAUGCUAACCCAAACUGAGAGACUCUUGGCAUGCAAAAUGCACAUUCCCAGGGUGGUUCUGGAUUGAGUUUGCUUAUGAACAAGCAUCAGAAGGACAUCUCACCAGCCAGCUUAUAAUAUAAAGCAUAAUUUAUGUAUACUUAUUGCUGAUGCUAUAUAGAUAUGUAUGUAUUAAUUUUACAAGUUGUAUUGGCAGAUGACAUGCCUUGGUUGCUUAAGAAACUAUUAUCUCUAGAUGCCCGAGUUUGGUUUUCCAUUUUUUAUGUGCAAGUGGAAUUAUAUAUACAUAUACAUAUAU
Messenger RNA from Morus notabilis, 880 nucleotides. Its product is annotated as agamous-like MADS-box protein AGL1. The record is from RefSeq and is a predicted model, not a curated record. The coding region runs from base 49 to 600 and encodes 183 amino acids. Gene Ontology annotation, cellular component: nucleus. Gene Ontology annotation, biological process: positive regulation of transcription by RNA polymerase II. Lineage: Eukaryota; Viridiplantae; Streptophyta; Magnoliopsida; Rosales; Moraceae. Gene Ontology annotation, molecular function: RNA polymerase II cis-regulatory region sequence-specific DNA binding; protein dimerization activity; DNA-binding transcription factor activity, RNA polymerase II-specific. The transcript is spliced from 8 exons.